Messenger RNA from Sesamum indicum (sesame), 1112 nucleotides. Lineage: Eukaryota; Viridiplantae; Streptophyta; Magnoliopsida; Lamiales; Pedaliaceae. The record is from RefSeq and is a predicted model, not a curated record.
UAUGUAUUGAAUAAUUGCAUUGGAGCAAAUUCCCCUUUUCUUUGUCUUAAGCCAAGAGAGGACAGGAUUAAAAAAAACCAGAAUGUCAAAAUGUCAAAUUAUGGAAGGAAGGUGAUUCAUUCCCGACUGGAAGGAGUUGCUCGAAGGAAGCCAUAAACUUGUGAAUUCAGAUUCAGAUUGAAGUUCAUUUCAGACGGCGGAAGAUGACUGUGGCGGCGGGGAUCGGCUACGUGCUGUUAGCACUCGGCUCAUCUCUCUCACUAUUCAUUGCUGUUAUUUCCCAUAAACCCUUUCUUGUCCUCAUCCUUCUUUCCAGUACGUUGGUAUGGUUGAUGAGUCUCAUCGCAUUAUCGGCAGUCUGGAGAGGGUUUAUCCCUUUCAAGACGGCGGCGUGGUGGCCCUAUGCGCUUCUCAUUCUCACUUCUGUUGCCUCUCAAGAGGCCCUCCGGCUUUUAUUGUGGAGACUCUACAAGAGGAUGGAAGAAUUACUCGAUGCUUUUGCCGGUAGAGUCUCCAAACCUCGACUUGUAAUUACCGACAAAAUGCAAAUUGCUCUUGCUGGUGGAAUGGGUCAUGGGGUGGCUCAUGCUGUCUUUUUCUGCAUAAGCCUUUUGACUCCUGCGUUUGGGUCAGCAACAUAUUAUGUAGAAAAAUGCUCACGAAUACCAUUUUUUCUUGUCUCUGCUAUGAUAGCCCUUGCGUUUGUAACAAUCCACACUUUCUCCAUGGUUAUUGCAUUCAGUGGUUACUCAGAAGGAAACAGAACAGACCAAUAUUUUGCUCCUGUUAUUCAUACGCUCAUAAAUCUUGGAUCUGGGGGCUGCAUCAUUGGCAUUCCUCUACUCUAUGGCAUGGCUAUUUUGACUUUGUUACAUUGCGGGAAGUUGGUGUGGAGGAGACUGACUGAAAACAGAAGGCAAGGAAACAUAUACUGAUGGCUCUUGAAAUGUAAAUUUUUCUCAUUCGCACAGCUACUUUCUUUAAGAAAAGGGUAUACUUUUAAUGUUGAGGUGUUGCAUACUCACAUGAUUGUUGUAUGGAGUAAAGGAGAAACACGUGUUCAGGCUGAGUUACAUCUCAUUUGCCUCGUGAUAUUGCCUGCAUUAAUGUCA